AUGGCUCCCGUCAGAGAAGGACCCGUUGUCUCCCACUCGGGUUACGGCUUCGUUCAAACUGCCUGUGUCAAUCAACGCAUGGGUAGGAGGCCACAGGGCAGCAGACGUGGCAACUGCAACAAUCAAGGCCAAAGACCAAACCUCCUGGAGGCAGCUCAGAGCGCCCCAUUUCCCCUUGGCCCUCGCAGAGUCACUACCAAUGGAAAUAAUAACUUCCAGGGGCAGCAGUCUCGCAGGCCUCAUGGGCCCAAAAACCAGUUCAACCUGCGGAGAAGUCGCUGGGAGCUCAAGGGAAAGGGUCCCCAGCAUGGCCCAAAUAAUGCACCCAGAAACCCUCGCCAGCGUCGUGGAUAUAAUCCAGUGCGAUCCGGGGACGGCGACAUUAUCAUGCGCGACGCGCCUGUGUACAAGCAGCCGGUGAGGCGGCCGGGCAUCUCCGCCAAAAAAACAACCCCUCCGGAGGACGUGGAGAUGCUUGACGCAUUUAUCACACCUCCCCCCAACCCCACAGCUUCCCCCCCGAUUGAGCUCCUCUUGGCUGCCUUAUCGCUGCAUGUAGCACAACUCGACAUCGACACGGCGGAGGAGCCCAAAGACAUCGAAAUGAUGGACGCUCCUCUGGUGUGA
Aspergillus alliaceus is the source of this 627-nucleotide messenger RNA. RefSeq lists its product as uncharacterized. Lineage: Eukaryota; Fungi; Ascomycota; Eurotiomycetes; Eurotiales; Aspergillaceae. The record is from RefSeq and is a predicted model, not a curated record. Bases 1 to 627 code for a protein of 208 amino acids. The transcript is spliced from 3 exons.